UUCCGGUCAAUUACGACGUGUGAGAGGUUUCUUGUGAUUUGACAAAAGUCCUCAAUAUAUUUGUCAAUAACUUAAUGAUUUCGUAUCAGAAAUGGGUAAAUCUAAGAAGGAUCAAAAGAACAGAAAGGACGAUGAUUUUGAGGAUGAUGUAGCUGCUGAGAUCGCUGCACUUUCUCUUGAGAACAAAGGAGCAAACAAUGAUGAAGAGACACCAGAAGUUGCCAAGCCUGCCAAGAAAGAUAAGAAAAAGAAGUCCAAGAAGAGAGAUGACAGUGACGAAGACGAGGAGGUUGAAGAUUUUGUGAUGAUUGCUAAACCAGCGGCUAAGAAGGGGCCCAAAAAACCAGUUGGGAUGUCUGCAUUCCAGAUGCUAGAUAUGAUGGAUGAUGACUCGGCUCCAUCAGAGGAGGAAGAAGAGAAGCCAGAGGAGAUGAAGCCGAGGAAGAAGGUACCAUCUCCUGUCAAUGACGCAGAUGAGAAGGAAGACUCACCAGCUCUUCCCAAGGCCCAGCAGAAAAAGGCCAAGAAAGACAAGAAGAAGCAGACGAAAGCGGAAGAUGAAGAUAUUGAUGCCAUUCUAGCAGCAAUUGAGGAGCCCACUGCUAAGGGAAAGAAAGGUAAAAAGGGAAAGAAGGGUAAGCAGGACGACCUCCAGCCAGCCGUGGAGGAGGGAGGUGAGAAGGAAGAUGAAGGUGAAGACAAGGAGGAAGCAGGGAAGAGGAAAAAGGAAAAGAAGCGUGAUAUUGUUGAUCUGAGUCAGAUUCAGGAGGCAGAGAUGGUGACCGAGAUUGGUGAGGACGAGUUUGAGGACCGAAGGAAGAAGAAAAAGGGCAAGAAAGGAAAACAAGAGAAGGGGACUGAUGAUAUGGAUAUUGAGGAUGGAGAGAAGGAAGGAGAGAAGAUGAAAAAGGAGAAGAAGCGUGACAUUGUUGAUUUGAGUGAGAUACCGGAGGCAGAGACGGUGACGGAAAUUGGUGAAGAGGAAUUUGAGGAUCAGAAAAAGAAGAAAAAAGGCAAAAAAGUGAAACAGGAGGAAGUUAAGAAAAAUUAUGAGAAUGUGGAUGUUGAUGGUGAUGAUGACGAUGAUGAUGAUGAGGAUGAGGAAGAUGAGGGUGGUGUGGUAAAGACAAAGGCACAGAAGAAGAAGGAGAAGAAAGAGAGGCAAAAGAAACAAAAACUUGAGGAGAAACAGAAGGGAAAGGGAAAGAAAAAAGAGGAGGAGAAAAGAGAAGAGAAGGAAGAAGCCGAGAAAGAGGGGACUCCUACUGAGGAGAAGACACCCGAAGCAGACUCUCAAGGUGCUACAACAAAAGAUGAAGGUGCUAAAGGUUCAGAUGGUGAGGAGGAGGAGAGUAAAAGUCAAAAGAAAAAGAAGGAGCGAGAUCGUAAGAAGAAGAAAGACAAGAAAGGGGAAGAAGAAGAGAAGAAGAAGAAGCCGGCAAAUAAACAAAUCAAAGCCAUGCAAGAAGCAUUAGCGAGAGUGAAAGAAGAAGAAGAGAGAAUUGAGAGGGAAGAGUUGGAGAAGGAAAGACAGGCUGAGGCAGCAAGAAAAGCAAGGGAGGAAGCGGUUCGAUUAGAAGCUGAGAAGAAAGAGAGAAUCAAACAAAAGAAGAAGGAGCGAGAAGCCAGGCUGAAGGCGGAGGGAAAGUUCAUGACGAAAAAACAGAAAGAGGAUCGGCAACGGGCUCUGCAGAUGUUGGAGCAGAUGAAGGCUCAAGGUAUUGAAAUUCCAUUGAAAGCUGAAGAUGGUGAGGAGCCGAAAAAGAAGCGUGUGGUGUAUGAACACAAAAAGAAGCGGAAGCCUGGUCAGAAGGAGAGCUCACCUUCAGAGGAGACAACUCCAGCACAAACGCCAAGUGAAGUUGAGGAGAAGACUUUACCAACUGUUGAGACACCGACUGAGGCGGAGCCGAAGAUGGAGGCUGCCGCUGUUGCAUCAUGGGAGGAGGCAGAUGAGCCUAAAGAUGACUGGGAGGCUGCCAGCGAUGAGGAGAAGGAAAAAGACGAAGUUGAAAAGAAAAGUGAGGAAGAUGAAGAAGAAGAUGAGGAGGAAGAAGAGGACGAUGAAGAAGAAGAAGAUGACAAGGAAUCUGGGGAACAGGAGGAAGAGGAUGAGUCUGAGGAAGAGAGUGAAGAGGAGUCCGAGUCGGAGUCAUCUUCUGAUGAGAGCGACGAUGGUAUGACACCGGCAGAGAGAGCGAGAGAGAAAGCUGUUCUUAGGUUACAGAAACGUAAAGAGGAAAACGAUAAGAAUCGUUCAACAGAUGUCCUUAGGGCUCCGGUGGUUUGUGUCCUUGGUCACGUGGACACAGGAAAGACCAAGAUUCUGGACAAGCUGCGUCGGACGCACGUCCAGGAUGGUGAGGCUGGUGGUAUCACACAGCAGAUAGGUGCUACCAAUGUGCCUGUGGAGGCCAUUAGGGAGCAGACCAAGAUGUGUAAAGAGUUUGUCAAAAUGGAUGUGCGAGUGCCUGGACUGCUUAUCAUUGACACGCCCGGCCAUGAGUCUUUUAGUAAUCUACGAUCGCGAGGAUCGUCCCUAUGUGAUAUAGCUGUAUUAGUUGUUGACAUCAUGCACGGAUUAGAACCGCAGACAAUCGAGUCCAUUAACCUCCUCAAGUCACGGAAAACUCCAUUCGUGGUUGCCUUAAAUAAGAUUGAUAGGUUGUACCAAUGGAAGACCAACCCACACAAUGACAUACAGAACACGAUUAAAAAACAAACGAAGAAUACGAAAGAUGAAUUUGAUGAUCGGUUAAAGCAAGUUGUGGUGGAAUUUGCUCAACAGGAACUCAAUGUCACCUUGUUUUAUGACAACAAGAAUCCCCGUGAAUGGAUCUCAAUGGUGCCAACGUCUGCCCAUACUGGUGACGGCAUGGGCAACCUCAUGGCUCUCAUCUGUGAACUCUGUCAAACCAUGCUGGCAAAGAGACUGUCCUACACAGCCGAGCUUCAGGCCACUGUGAUGGAGGUCAAAGCUCUUCCAGGUUUAGGUACAACAAUAGACGUGAUCCUAGUAAAUGGUACGUUACGUGAGGGUGACACCAUUGUGUUGGCGGGGCAAGAGGGGCCAAUCACAACGCAAAUCAGAGGUCUCCUGGUGCCACCACCUAUGAAGGAGUUGAGAGUCAAGAACCAGUAUGAGAAAGUGAAGGAGCUGAAGGCUGCUUCAGGAGUGAAGCUCAUAGCCAAGGACCUGGAGAAGGCUCUUGCUGGCUUACCAAUGUAUGUCUCCUACCAUCCAGAUGAAACGGAAAUCUAUCGGGAAGACAUAGCCAAACAACUCAAGAACAUCCUGAAUGCCAUCAGACUGAGUGACCGAGGUGUGUUUGUCCAGGCCUCCACCCUAGGAUCAUUAGAAGCUUUACUCGAAUUCCUUAAAACAUCCAAAAUUAAUUAUGCUGGUAUCAAUAUAGGACCUGUCCAUAAACGUGAUGUCAUGAAGGCAUCUGCGAUGGUGGAACGCGAUAUACAGUAUGCAGUAAUUCUUGCAUUUGAUGUGAAAGUAGAGCGAGAAGCCCAAGAACUUGCUGAUAGUGUAGGCGUGCAGAUCUUCACGGCAGACAUCAUCUAUCAUCUGUUCGACCGAUUCACAGCAUAUCGGGAAGCAUUUAAGAAAAAGAAGCAGGACGAAUUCAAAAGCAUUGCCGUGUUCCCUUGCAAACUUCGUAUUCUUCCUCAGUAUAUAUUCAACAGUCGCGACCCAAUUGUCCUUGGCGUGUCGGUCGAGGCAGGAUUUAUUCGCUGUGGAACACCGCUCUGUGUGCCAGGAAAAGACGACAAGGAGGAAGUGCUCGUUGGCCGUAUCACAAGUAUAGAGAAUAAUCAUAAAGAGUCCGAGGAAGCACGUCGAGGCAGCGAGGUGUGCAUAAAGAUAGAGCCACGGGGAGGAGAAGCACCGAAAAUGUAUGGUCGCCACUUUGAUCAUAAUGAUAUACUAAUUAGCAAGAUCACUCGUGAAUCAAUCGAUGCUGUCAAGGACUACUUCCGUGAGGACAUGCAGAAAAAUGACUGGCAAUUAAUAGUGGAACUCAAGAAACUUUUUGAAAUUUUGUGAGGCUGCCAGUAGAAGCCAUACAUGUUGUGGUAAUAAGAUGAAUAGUGGACUAAACAUCUCUUCUUCCAGGUAUAUAUUUGAGGGAAUCAACACUACUGGUGAGGAAAGGUAUUGCGAGGAGGCCAGUUGGCCCUGCUGAGUUGAACUCCAUGUGCUGUUUGGACAUGUAUGAUGCAGUGUCCAGCACUGUUAGUUGCACUGUAGGAUUUUUCUAGUGUGUUCAUAGUGUCAUGGACAGUCUUCCUGCAGACGCAGAGGUGUGGGUUAUGUUAUGACGGUUGGUGAAGACUGCAGGCUGAAUUGGCAAGGGGUAUCAGGUUUUGCCUUCUUGGAAGAUCCUUGUCAAUGCUUCUUAGAAUGAGGAAAGAAUUCAGUAACCCAUGAGGUCGAGCUUGGCAUGAGUUUAGAAGAGUACGAUUGGUUAUGAGUUUGAUAACAUCUUGGCUAUGUAAGUCAGAAUGAUGUUCUCAUCAAAUCUUGGGCUGUCAUUUAUUCUCUGGUUGAUUAUAAGAAGGAUACCAGGCAUUGUAUGUCUGCUGUCAUUUGGUGAAAUCUUGUGCUAACAUUACGUUUGUUUCUUUAGCAUUCUGUGAUUAUCAGUUUCUGAAUCGCGGGUAUUUACAGUGCAUUUGUUCGAUACUAAAGGGUGAGGGGACGAGGUUGUUAUUGAUAUACAUGUAUGUUUGGGAAAAAGAAGUGGUGAUUCAAGCCUGUUGGCGGGACACCCUUUCUAUCAAGGACAGUGAUGGUAGUCAUUUCAAUUCAAUUCAACCUUGACAUGUUAGUAUUGAGGACACCAUUUGUCAGGGGUGUCCUCAUUUCAACCUUGACAUGUCAGUAUUGAGGACACCAUUUGUCAGGGGUGUCCUCAAUGCCAUUGUUGUACUAGGGCAUCUUGUGUACAUGUAUGUAUGUAUCUUAAUUACAGUCACUGCAGGUUGAAUCUGGCAAUGUUCCAAUGCCAAUGGACUUAAAAAUGGAUA
This is a messenger RNA of Lineus longissimus, 5040 nucleotides long. RefSeq names its product eukaryotic translation initiation factor 5B-like. The coding region runs from base 92 to 4057 and encodes 1321 amino acids. The record is from RefSeq and is a predicted model, not a curated record. The transcript is spliced from 22 exons. Gene Ontology annotation, cellular component: cytoplasm; mitochondrion. Lineage: Eukaryota; Metazoa; Nemertea; Pilidiophora; Heteronemertea; Lineidae. Gene Ontology annotation, biological process: translational initiation. Gene Ontology annotation, molecular function: GTP binding; GTPase activity; translation initiation factor activity.